CUGUGCAGUAAAUGCACAUAUAGACACACCCACUGCGUAGGCUUGUCAGGAAGGGGAACAGAAGAUAUCUGGAUGGAUGCCCAGUGAGUUAAGAGGCCUUGCAUUUAACCCAUCUUCAAUUUUAACAUCCCACCUGCCUAUACAACACAAUGCAAAGAACCAGCAAGGCUACAAACAGCAGUGAGCCAAGCAGCAAAGUUAAGAGCUGGAUGCAAAACUUCAAAUGACGGAAAAGAGAAGGAAAAAAAUCAGUUUAAAUGAAUGCAUUAAAGAUCUCAACAGAAUAAAAUAACUCCUUACAGAGAAAGAAGCCAGUGGUGAAUGUUCUCUUGUUAAUACACACACAACUGGGCAGGUCAGGUAUUCUUGUAUAAAUCACACCCACUUUUAACUAGACACUUCCAGAAGGAGGAACUUUCAUCAAGAGAACUGAUCUACUAAAAGUUUGACAGCUGCACUGAAGGGGGCCUUCUUGAUAAAAAUAAUGCUGCAUUCAGCACUGGCUUUAUCACUCCUGUUAAUUGCAGUCUCUUCUAACUUCGCAAUGGCAAUCAAAAAGGAAAAAAGAGCUCCACAGACGCUGUCAAGAGGCUGGGGAGAUGAUAUCACUUGGGUGCAAACUUAUGAAGAAGGGCUUUAUCACUCCAAAAAAAGUAACAAGCCACUCAUGGUCAUUCAUCAUUUGGAGGACUGUCAGUACUGUCAAGCACUCAAGGUGGCUUUUGCUGAAAGUGAUGAGAUACAAGAAAUGGCUCAAAAUAACUUCAUUAUGCUGAACCUCAUGCAUGAAACCACAGAUAAGAACUUGUCACCUGAUGGACAAUAUGUACCUCGAAUCAUGUUUGUAGACCCAUCUCUCACAGUAAGAGCUGAUAUCACUGGAAAAUACUCUAAUCGACUUUACACCUAUGAACCUCAAGAUGUACCAUUCUUGAUAGAGAACAUGAAGAAAGCACUCCGUCUCAUUCAAACCGAACUAUAAUUAACAGCAGUUGAAAACAUCAUAGCCUCUACGAGGUAAAACACGAGGAUUUUGAAAUGUAUUCAUUAGCAGCUCUGUGCAAAGGUUUCCAAUACAUUACCAAGCAUUUACAGCACGCAGAAUUUCAUAUGAAAAAAAGGAUCUAUUUUCAAAGACUGCAUGACGCUUAUGCAAGUAUAUUAUAUUACAAAUUUAGGACAAAUGAGUACUACCUACCUACAUUUUCAAUUAACUGCUUGGAGAGAAUUGAAGGGUAUGGCAGUAAGGUACAAAGACUUGCAAAUGGCUCAGAUCCUGCCCCAUUAAAUCAGCUGUGAUUUCUGGACAAAACCAUAACCAAUUCCACCUCAUGUCUGUUUGAUAGUCCAUGUAAGUGAAUAGUCUCAACUCAGAUCCCAUUUUUAUUUCAUACAUAGGGACCUGCCAAACUCACGGGCCUCGGCAGCCAAUUACAUGGCUGUAACACAGCAAGGGCCAUUGGGUUCAGGGCUGUAUCACAGCUGGGGCCCCCAUUUUGAAGGUGAAGCAAACUGGUGUCCCCCAUGCUUCUGAUUGGCUGAGGGGUGCUACAAGACCCACCACUCCCAGGCAUUGAUUGAAAGCCCUAGCUGGAGCUGCCUGGCUUGUUAAUUCAGUCAUUAUCACCCUCUUCAAGGGACAGAGGACAAUAAUUACUGAGCACACAAACAGUUUAAGUGUAGCAAGUAAACAGGUCCAUACCCUGCUCCGGCUGUCAUUCCCCCCCCCCCCCCCCGCCCUCCCCCCCGCCCCACUUCAGGAGAUGGGCAGCCUGCCUUUUUUUUUCUCCCCUCUUUGCUCCUAUCCCCUUCCCCCUGCCCUUCUAGGAGACAGCAUUUUUGCCAGCUCUUUGCUGGCUUUUUGAACAUAGCUGGUUCCCUGUGCUUUUUCAUGGAGAACCGCCUAUUUCACGGGAGAUUUCAUGGAAAUCAUGUAAUUGGCAGUCAUGUAUUUGACAGGCCCUAUUUCAUACAGCACAAAGGUGCUUAGGAGAACUCAGGUUUACUCCCUAUUUUCUUGCUAUAGAAGAGAGACUGCUGACAGGAUCAGAUCAGAGGAGGCAGGAGAGGAAAGGGAAAAUUUGUUUAUUGCAAGUUUUCAAGAAAAGCUUGGAUUUCAGGAUAGGACCAUGAGUUGAAAGUGCAUUCAUGAAAAACUCAGCAAAACGCAGGUAAAGGAGCUUAGUCUUGAAAAAGAUACAAUGAGAGAAUGGGGUGAAAAGAAGAAGAAAUCCUCAUCUUCAGUACUGGGAGCCAACUACUUCUUUGCAAUGGAAACUAGUAGGCAUGCCUCAGUGCUGCCCACGUUAGCAGGAUUUGACUCACAGACCAAAUGCACUGGCAAUGCCACAAUUGCUCGUGACAGUCUCCUCAGGUUGUCUGGAAUACAACUGCAGAUGCAGCAGGGUAGAUAGGAUGAACAGUCUCACUUAAAAAUUCUCAUGGGACCAUUGUGGCAUAGAGAUACAUAAGAGCAGAUAUCUAGAUGGUGCAAGUGCAUCAAAGUGAGUGAGGAAAGCCAAUUUACACUGGCAAUAUUUCUGCUAUGCUUGUAUAUCAUUCACCAAAGCAAGCUAAUAAAUGAUUUAUCCUAUGACAACACUAAGAACACAGCAAACUAUAUGUAUGAUCUGGUACAAAACACAGUGUUUGUUAUAGAUGUAACAGGUUAAGCACCUUAGGACCAUUGUGAUGCCCCCUACAGGCUGCCUCAGCCGUGCUAGGCCAGGGAUAGGCAAUUAUUUGGGCCCAAGGGCCACAUAGGGAGUCUUGAUGAGCUGUCAUGGGUGGUGUUUUCUCUCUUCUCCCAUGAUCAACUCUCUUGGCCUGGUCUCCCUUAAGGGCUUAUGUCAUGACCACCAGCUGCCCCCACAGUCAAGCCCAUGCCUCACUUAUGGUAUGCAAUAUCACAUGCAGUGGGACACUUGUUUGCAAAGGCACCAGGCCACUUCAGGCUUUUACUCCCUUGUUGGGACUGCAGCCUUCCUGGCUUCUACCUCUAUGCUGUAGCUGGUCCCUUGCUGCCUAGGCCCACCACACCGGGCCAAGCUCCUUGGUCCCAGCCAUACCAAUCCAAGCUCUUUGGGGGUCUCCAUCCCUCCUCUGUCACUGAACCUCCCCAAACUCUCUCUGUCUGUCCCCUGGCCCUGUCUCCACCUUGCUCUGGGCCUUCUGGCCCCAAGCUCUACCCCUCUCUGGGCUCUGGCCUUGCUCCCAGGCCCCUAAAUGCCCUUGGCAGGGCUCAAGGUAGUCACGUGCCCCUUAGGCACUAAUGGGACCUCUAAAAAAUAAAAAUUAAAAAAAAAAAUUUUUUUUUAAAUUGCUGGUUAGCCAACUGGCUAACACAAGUCUUAUUCUUCAGGCUGUGUAUUUUCAUUGCAGGCAAUCACUCCACUCUGCUCCUUUAUGUACCAGGCUCCAUCUUUGGUAGCUUAUAGCCUUGAAGGUGAACGCACCUACCCAAUCUUUCUGACAGCCCCCACUACAGCUCUGGACUCUUAUAUUGCCUAUUGACCCUGCAGGUCAGGUGACUCCCUUGUCAGCCGAUUUGCCCAUAGGGUCCUUCAUUAACCUCUAUUUUGCUGGUUGCUACAAAGGCCCUCUCCUUAAAUGGGCCACACCACUUUCCAGUAACAAGGCAAGGGGCCCCGUUACAAUAGACUUACCCUUGUUAUUUUCUAUGAUGGUGCCUAAAUAUGUACAUAUGAGAGAAAAUGAAGGCAUUCUCCAAGAGUGUGUUAUUUUACAGCAUAUAUUUACAUACAUUCAUUUAUUAUGAAGUAGUUGUGUUAUUACUUGCUAUAACUUUAUAGCCAAGUAAAAUAUUGCAUAAGACAGAUAUUAGUAUUAUAACAGUGUUAGAAAAAGAGACUUGGAGAAAAGAUAGCAAUAUGCUUAAAAAAGAAUUUGAUUUCUUAUAUUAGCCAUUAAUAAUGCAUUAUCUUCAUAAUCACCUAAAUGAUAUUUUUACAUGUAAGAGUAUGCUGAAACCAAAUAAAAAAGCUUGAUACUCUGCA
Molecule: messenger RNA, 4016 nt
Organism: Alligator mississippiensis (American alligator)
Lineage: Eukaryota; Metazoa; Chordata; Crocodylia; Alligatoridae
Gene: AGR3
Product: anterior gradient 3, protein disulphide isomerase family member
Exons: 10
Coding region: 485-982 (165 amino acids)
Cellular component (GO): endoplasmic reticulum
Molecular function (GO): dystroglycan binding
Source: RefSeq, a predicted model, not a curated record